Theobroma umbraticum is the source of this 2930-nucleotide messenger RNA. RefSeq names its product portal protein. NCBI's taxonomy places the organism in Eukaryota, Viridiplantae, Streptophyta, Magnoliopsida, Malvales, Malvaceae. The record is from RefSeq and is a predicted model, not a curated record.
AUGAAAGCAAAGGAGCGGUCUUUCUGUUUCCUUUUUGGGAUCUUUGGAAAAUGUGGUCAAUAUGCCUGGCAGACUUUAAUUGCUUAUGAUGCAUGCAUACGGUUGUGUCUAUAUGAAUGGGCAAGAGGUUGCCCUGAGGCACCUGAGUUUCUGCGUGAUGAGUGCCUUCUACUCCGAAGUGCCUUUGGGCUACACAAAUUUUUGUUGCAACCACGAGGUGUACAACCAGUAGAAGUGAGCACUGCUAAGAAUGUGGAACAAUUUUCAUUGAAGGCAAAGAAGGUUGUUGGAAAAAUAAGAGUGGAAGUGAAGAAACUUCGCAUAAUCCCAAGGCGAAAACUUAAAGGCACAUAUUCACAGCGUAGUGCAAUGUACAUGCAAGUGGGAGUGGACUAUGUCCGACACGUCUCAUCACUCGUGAAAAGUGGCAUGAAUUCUCUUAAAGUAGCCUCAUUUUCGGUGACAUCUGAAGAACCAUUAUCUUGCUUAUUCCAGCUAAAGAGUACUACAGAAGAUACCAAAGUUGAACCAAGUUCCACAAUCUGCUUGCACCCCGGGUGUGGUGAUUACCAUGUCUUUUUCCCAGAGACUGAAGCUGAUGCUCUUUUGGUGGAAGUCCAAGAUCAAAAGAAAUCAGUCCAGGGCCGAACAACAAUUCCAGUUUCAUCCUUGACUGAUAAUCCCAAUGAUAGAAUCAGAUGGUAUCCCAUAUACCAUGAGGAUGAAGAAUGUGUUGGGAAGAUCCAGCUAUCUAUUGGAAGUACAAUUACUUGUGAUGAGACGAGUCAGAUAAAGAGUGCGCCCAUUGUGGAGACACUAGCCUACGAUCUACUCCUGGAGGCUUCAAUGCGCGCACAGCAUUUUCAUUCCCAAAACUUGAGGUUACAAGGACCUUGGCAGUGGCUAUUGACUGAGUUUGCAGACUACUAUGGCGUUUCUGAUUCUUAUACAAAAUUGAGAUAUCUGUUACAUGUCAUGAAUGUGGCCACACCAACAAAAGACUGUUUAGAGCUCGUGCAUGAGUUGCUUGUACCUAUUUUAAAGGCAAGGAGUGAGAAAAGCUUGACAAGACAGGAGAAAAGCAUAUUGCUUGAUUGUGAAACACAAAUUGAGAGUCUCUUGGCAAAUGCUUUUGAGAACUACAAGUCAUUAGAUGCAAAAUCUCCUACAGGGCUAGCAGAGUUGUUUGGCCCAACCCAAGAGAAUGCAGCACCAGCUCUAGCUCCUGCUGUUGAAGUAUACACUCUCCUUCAUGAUAUACUAUCUCCUGAUGCUCAGACUAUGUUGAGAAACUAUUUGCAGACUGCAGCAAAAAAAAGGUGUCGGAAGCACAUGAUUGAGACUGAUGAGUUUGUUUCAAGCAACUCUGAAGGUUUUCUCUUGGACACAAUUACCAUCUCAACAGCUUAUCUGAAGAUGAAGAAUCUGUGUAUAAACAUUAGCAAAGAAAUUCAGGCAGACAUCAAGAUCCACAAUCAGCAUAUACUCCCCAGUUCAAUUGACCUGUCAAACAUCACAGCUGCAGUAUAUAGCACGGAGUUGUGUAACAGGCUUACUGGUUUCCUUGCCGCAUGGCCUCCAUCUAGUCCUGCAUCACAUGUUAAUGAACUUUUGAUUGCAAUUGCAGAUUUUGAGAGGGAUCUUGAGUCAUGGAACAUCAGUCCUGUGCAGGGUGGUGUAGACUCAAAGACUUUGUUUCACAAUUACAUAAUGGUGUGGGUAGAGGAUAUGCAGCUUAAGCUACUUGAUCUUUGCAAGUCUGAAAAGGUGCCAUGGUCUGGAGUGACAACAAAUCAUUCCACCUCUCCGUUUGCUGAAGAAAUGUAUGAGAAGAUCAAAGAUUCUCUUAGUGGAUAUGAGGUGGUGAUCAAUCGAUGGCCUCAGUACUCACUGGUCUUGGAAAAUGCUGUUGCCAAUGCGGAAAGAGCAAUCAUAAAAGCACUGGAGAAACAAUACAAUGACAUCUUGACUCCUUUGAAAGAUAGCAUUCCAAAAAGGCUUAAUAUGCAUGUCCAGAAGCUGACAAGAAGGCAGUCAACAGCACUCUAUUCAGUUCCCAGCCAAUUAGGAAUCUUCCUCAACACCGUCAAGAGAAUUCUUGAUGUCUUGCACUGUAAAGUGGAGGAUAUCUUAAAAUCUUGGGCAUCCUAUCUGCCUCUCAUGGGAGACAAGAAGUUGCUGUUUGGUGAGCAGAUGAAUGGAAUCACUGUGAUGUUGAGGACAAAGUAUAAAAAUUACUUGCAGGCAACAGUGGAGAAACUUGUUAACAAUACACAAGCUAAUCGGAACACAAGACUAAAAAGGAUUCUGGACGAGAUAAAGGAGGAAGAUGGGGAGGCUGAGAUCCGUGAGAGAAUGCAGAUGCUCAGUUCACAACUGAUUGACUCUAUCUCUAACUUACAUGAGGUCUUCACAAGUCGAAUAUUUGUAGCAACCUGCCGUGGAUUUUGGGAUAGGAUGGGACAGAUUGUACUGAAAUUUCUUGAAGGCAGGAAGGAAAACAGAGUGUGGUACAAUGGAUCAUAUUUUGCUCUGGGGAUACUGGAUGACACCUUUGCUUCCCAAAUGCAGCGACUGCUAGGAAAUUUGCUCCAAGAAAAAGAUCUUGAGCCUCCUCGUUCUGUGAUUGAAGCUCGGUCUAUCCUCUGCAGAGACACAGCUAAUGCAACAGAUGCAUCCACCUACUUCUAUGUCUGAGAAGCUGCCAAACCAACCUAAUUUUUAUGCACGUCCAGCACAGAGUGUACAGUCUCGAGAUUUCAGUGCAAAAUUCUGUUUUAUUCUUUUUGUAUAUGUAAAAAUACCCAGCACUAUGCUGGAAACCAACACACCAUGAAAGCAGUCUUAUUUCCGUAUGUCAUCUUCCAAAUUCUUGUAUUCUUUGUUGAAAUUGCCUUCGAAAUAUUUCAGUGAUCCCAAAGUUCCGCUUU